This is a messenger RNA of Rhizophagus irregularis DAOM 181602=DAOM 197198, 276 nucleotides long. The record is from RefSeq and is a predicted model, not a curated record. NCBI's taxonomy places the organism in Eukaryota, Fungi, Glomeromycota, Glomeromycetes, Glomerales, Glomeraceae.
AAAAAUCUUUUGAAAAUGCACAUUUACUUUGUUUAUUUAAUUAACUUGCUAGUUCUAUCGACCACUUUCAUAUACGCAUUUGCUAUUGCACCAGAAAAUGAAAAAGUAGAAAUUUAUGUGAUUUUUUCUUUAGUAAUGAUUUUUUGUCAAGUAUUGUAUUACAGUAUCUACGGAGUAGGAAAAAAAAGGGGCUAUGAAGUAAUACCCUAACUUCAAAUAAAAUUUUUUUUUUUAAUUUACUUAUUGUUAUACUUGCUUCAUAUUGAUAAAUUAUUU